UUCUGACAGUAUUUGAAGGCAGCAUCAUCUCCAGCCAGGCGAGCAUCUGUAGUAACGGUACAGUUGUUCAGAGGAGGGCCGACCCUACUGUGGUAGACCAGGGGCGCACUGUCGACGAUAGAAGUUAAUGCUCGGUUUAUGCAGUUCUCUGGAAUUGGUGACCAACAACAGCAGUCAUCAUGGCAGAAGCCCACCAGGCCGUGGCCUUCCAGUUCACGGUCACCCCGGAGGGCAUCGACCUGCAGCUGUCCCACCAGGCCCUCACUGAGAUCUACCUUUCAGGUGUGCGCUCCUGGAAGAAACGCAUCAUCAGACUCAAGAACAGUGUGAUAACAGGAGUGUAUCCUGCCAGUCCCUCCUCCUGGCUUUUUGUGGUCAUAGCAAUCUUGGCGACCAUGUACACUCGCUCUGAUCCCUCCAUGGGACUCAUAGCCAAGAUACAGGAGCACCUGCCUGUCAGUCAGUCCAUGAGUACCCAGUGCCAGACGCUGGUUUCAGCAGUGGUGUUCAGUACCAUGCUCUGGCUCCUUCUUAUCUUCACUAUGCGCCUGUGCCUCAAGCAGCUCCUCUCCUACCACGGCUGGUUGUUUGAGCAGCAUGGAAGGAUGUCCAACACCACCAAAGUCUGGGUGGCACUGGUGCGGAUCUUUUCUGGCAGGAAGCCUCUGCUCUACAGCUACCAGGGGUCGCUGCCAAACCUGCCUGUGCCGGCCAUCAAGGACACAGUGAAGAGGUACCUGGAAUCCAUGCGGCCACUAUUGGACGAUGAAAAGUAUGAACGCAUGGCCAAGCUGGCGUCAGAGUUUGAGAGCAGCCUUGGUAAGCGCCUGCAAUGGUACCUCAAGCUCAAAGCUCUCUGGGCCUCCAACUAUGUCAGUGACUGGUGGGAGGAAUAUGUAUAUCUGCGUGGACGAAGUCCAAUAAUGGUCAACAGUAACUAUUAUGGCAUGGAUUUCUUACAUGUGACUCCCACACCCAUCCAGGCAGCCCGAGCUGGAAACACCAUUCAUGGUUUCUUCUUAUAUCGACGUAAACUCAACAGAGAAGAGCUCCAACCUAUUCUUGUCCCCGGCACUUCCAUUCCUCUGUGUUCAGCUCAGUGUGAGCGGCUGUUCAACACCACACGCACUCCUGGAGAGGAGACCGACACCGUGCAGCACUGGCAGGACAGUGACUACAUCGCUGUUUACCACAGAGGGCGCUACUUCCGCCUAAAAGUAUAUCAGGCUGGCAGACUUUUAUGCCCCAGAGAGAUUGAAUUCCAGAUCCAGAGGAUCCUCGACGACCCGUCACCUCCCUGUGAAGGAGAGGCACAUCUGGGAGCACUGACCGCUGGAGACAGAACUCCAUGGGCUAAGGCCAGAGAGAAGUAUUUCAGCAGUGGGCUGAAUAAACGCUCUCUGGACUGUAUAGAGAAAGCCGCUUUCUUUGUGUGCCUGGAUGAUGACGAACAGGGCGUGAUUGGAGAUGACCCAGUAGCUAGCUUAGACCGCUACGCUAAAUCAUUGCUGCAUGGGAAGUGUUAUGACAGAUGGUUUGACAAGUCCUUCUCAGUCGUCUACUUCAAGAAUGGAAAGACUGGCGUCAACGGAGAGCACUCGUGGGCGGAUGCCCCCGUGUUAGCACACUUAUGGGAGACCACGUUGGCUACCGACUGUUUCCAUCUUGGCUACAACUCAGAGGGUCACUGCAAAGGAGAAGUAGAUUCAUCUUUACCACGGCCACAGAAGCUGAACUGGGAAAUCCCUCCAGAGUGCGAGGAGCAGAUUUCUCAUUCUCUGGAAGUGGCCCAGGCCCUGGCAGACGACAUAGACUUCCACGUUUUCGUCUUCAGAGACUUUGGCAAAGGAAAGAUCAAGAAGUGCAAAGUCAGCCCAGAUGCCUUCAUUCAGAUUGCAAUUCAACUAGCUUAUUACAGGUACCGGGGAACGUUUUGUUUGACAUACGAAGCCUCCAUGACUCGUCUGUUCAGGGAGGGCAGGACUGAGACAGUUCGUUCCUGCACCAGUGAGAGCAGUGCCUUCGUCCGAGCGCUGGAAGAUGGAGAGGCUGCAGAUGUGUGCAGGCGUUUAUUCCGCGCUGCGUCAGAGAAGCACCAACAUCUUUACCGCAUGGCAAUGACAGGAAGAGGCAUCGACAGACACUUCUUCUGUCUUUACGUACUGUCCAAAUAUCUCCGUGUGGAGUCUCCUUUCUUGAAUGAGGUGCUGUCGGAGCCGUGGCGUCUGUCUACCAGUCAGACUGCCAUGCAGGUGCAGCUGUUUGACUUGGCUAACCAUCCAGAGUACAUCUCCUGUGGAGGGGGCUUUGGACCGGUGGCUGAUGACGGUUAUGGGGUUUCCUACAGCAUUUGUGGAGAGAACAGGAUUAACUUCCACAUCUCCUGCAAGCACUCAUGUCCAGACACUGAUGCUCAUGAGUUUGGUGCUGAGCUGAUUAAAGCUCUACACGAUCUGCUAAAGCUGCUGAGCCCAAACCAGAACCAGUCCAACAAGACAGAGGAGAAACCGCCUGAGGUCAAAAAAGACCUGUAGGCAUUCACUCAGGGAAAAGGAAGCUGGAGGGAAGGUGUGCAAGCAUUAAUGUGACACUAGGAAGUAAGGAAAGACGUUUUUAAAGAGUUUAAAGCCUUCCAGACGACAUGCAAUGGACAGCUCAAUGAGAAACUGAUAUGAAGAAGAUUUAUUUUACAGAGUUACAUCUGUAUGUGUGUUUAUAAAAGGUAUGUGAGAGGAAAAAGGUCCACAAAGGAAUAAAAUCAAGAGAUUUGAUUUUUGUGGAAGCCCAUUUAUGCCAGUGUAAUAAAAGCGGGAAAAUAAUGAUUGCAUUUUUAACUCAGUAUCCUAACCGGUUUUGAAACUUUCUCGAAAUAAUGAGCACAUUAUUUAGAUGGUCUGACAGUCAGGGAUUCGAUCCCCAGCCCCUGAAGUCACAAAUUCAUGUGUUCUUGGACCUGAAUUUGCUCCCGCUGCUGCACCAGUGGCAUGUAAAUGUGUGUGAAUAGAAUAAGUGAAUAGUGAAUAGAGGCGUCCCAAAUCAGCACACUUUUAGACAUCACAAUUUCAAUCUGAAAAAAGACAAACACACACAGCCUCUAUGUCACUUAUCAUUAACUAGCUGCCCCACAAAGCUCCCCAUCUGGCUCCCAAAAGAUAAGUGAAUUCAGAAAAUGUGAGAAGGAAAGAGGAUGUUGUGGUUUUAGGGUAAAUUUUGUCUUUAAAUCCCUACAGCUAUCAAAUCAACCCCAAAAUGAUCAGGAUUGCAACAGUUUUAUCAGGAAUUACUUCAUGUUUCAUCCACCUGUCUGAUUAAAUCUGCAGUUUCCUGUGUCAACUUUCACUUCAGGUUCAUGUAAUUUUUCAUAUUUUCUCAAUAUUUGGAGAAAGUUUUGCAUUAUACCUGACAAGAACUGACAGCAUUUGCAUACAUGGUCCUCCAAAUAUAAUCAAUAAGGUACAAUUUAUUUGUUUACUUUGGUUUUAGCCAUCAAAUUAUUGAUCAAAUGUGUUCAUGAACCUCAAAUGUUAAAGUUAUCACUGUGGUACGGUGUUGAUUUUAUAAACAGGCCAGGAACUGCACCAGCACAAAAGCUGAUGGAAAUUAUUCCUAUUAAGUCACCAUAAGAUUUUAUUUUCAUUAAAAAUCAAGUGAAGAUUAUUUGAUUUUACACAUUGGUGUCUCAAUUUCAUUAGUUUUAAAUGCAGUUGAGAGUGUAAAACAUUCUGAGUUUUGUGAAGAAAAUGAGCUCCACUGUUGAGUUGACUGAAUUCCUCCAUCUGAAGAUAACAUUGCUGUAACAGUGUCACCAGGUAUUUACGCAUCUGGGGAGUCUGUGACUCCUCAGUGUCCAUUUUUCACAUUUAGAUCUGCUUUCUACAACAACAUGAUUGUAAUGCUGUGCAGAGAGUGACUAUGCUCUAUUUCAUUCUUAAGUUUGACUGCUAUUAUUCUCAGUGCCAAAUCAGCCAGAAAAUAACUUUUAAUUUAUUUUUACAAACAUAUUUAAACUGUAAAUAGCAACAAGAGUUUAGUUGUCCAGUAACAUGUUUCACUGCCUUCUUUUAAUCUGUUUUUUAUUUUCAUCACUGUGUUAUUUAACAAGCACCCUAACAAUGCAAGCUUUAUUUAUGAAAAUCAGUCUGAGCCGUGCUGCAGAUCAGAUGUUGAUCAAAUUUAAUGUGACAUUUUGUAGCUUUGUAGCAUCUGAUUUUAAGGAUGGUGUUUGAGCAGUGAUGCAGAUUCCUCUGUUUCUCUCCUUUACCUGUUGCCUUUAUUGUUUUCACUCCACAUCAGUUGAGCUUGUCUCAUUGUGUUGCCUUUUUAAUGAAAUAUAACGAAGGA
Molecule: messenger RNA, 4341 nt
Organism: Cheilinus undulatus (humphead wrasse)
Lineage: Eukaryota; Metazoa; Chordata; Actinopteri; Labriformes; Labridae
Product: carnitine O-palmitoyltransferase 1, liver isoform-like
Exons: 19
Coding region: 180-2534 (784 amino acids)
Biological process (GO): fatty acid metabolic process; carnitine metabolic process
Cellular component (GO): mitochondrion
Molecular function (GO): carnitine O-palmitoyltransferase activity
Source: RefSeq, a predicted model, not a curated record